AGGAGAAAGUAGAUGGACAGUUUUCAAACACUCAGAUGAGCUACAAGCUCAUGUGCUGUCUUUCCUUGAUUUCCUACUUUGAUUUGAAGGCACGUAUGAACCUGCAUGACUCCCGAGCUUGUUGUAGUAACUGUGGAAGACAGCAUAGACGUAGUACGUGCUUCAAGGUCUCCUUCGAACUUUUGCUCUGCCGUGACCUACAUUAUAAACUAAUCUUAGUCUUUUCUUGGUAACUUGGAAGUGACAUUAUCUUGAGCAUGGCCUCUCCUGACCUCGACAUAGUCAUUCGGUCACCUACUGGGAAAGAGAACGACUUCUCUAUAGCAUGCCAUGAAGAAUGGAGCGUUAAGGAUGUCAAGCAUCACAUCUCCCUAGAGUACCCAUCGAAACCGCCCGUUAACACGCAGCGGAUUAUUUACCAAGGGAAACUGCUUCUUGAUGACCAGCUCAUUAGGCAUGUUCUCCAACCAGUUCCUGGUGGUGAGUCGGCGGAUGAGAAAGCACGUAUCUUUUUCAUGAUCAGCAGUGGUUCAUCUACUAGUACCCCACCAUCACCUGCUGUGCAGGCAACAUCGCUGGAGAGAGGCAUGUCAUGCCCUGCCUCACCACCUCGACGAGACCCGCUGUCUGCAGCCAGCAGUACGCGGCGGUCACCGGCUACCCCUGUCACACCCAGUGCAGCAACACCUGGCCAGGGGACUACUGGUCUUCGUUAUCGGGGUCCAGCUGUGACAGAAGGAACUGCUGCAUCGCCUACUCCAUCAACUGAAGAAAGUCGUCCGGCUGCCUCUGCUGCUCCUCAGCAGCUUCAGGAACCGCCGCCACUAGCAGCAACGGCGGGCAUGGCAUCGACUGACACCAGCUCACCAUCUUCCAUGCCAUACAAUAACUGGUCUAAUCCCACUGCCUGGGCAAGUUCUGCCUACUCUGCCUACCCGUCACUGAGUGCUGAUCAGCAGGCGUACAUGUCAGCGUACUACCAACACUACGGCGGUGGCACUGCGUCCUACAUGAACCAGUCCAUGUGGCAGGCGUACAUGGCGUCCGCUGCAGCUGCUGCAGCAGCACAUGCGUCCACUGCUUACCAAGGAGCAUCUCCGUAUGCGUAUCCCGGUGGCAUGGUCCAGCAAUACCCAAUGUUUGCAGCACCUCCCAAUGCUGGAGUUGCGCCAGUACAGCAGCAGCCGGUGGCACCAGCUCCCGGGCCCGCCGUCGCAGGCCAGCCUGCUAAUCGCCAAGCACCAGCAGCACAGCGGCAGCAAGAGCGACAGCCGCCCAUGGCUGCCGCGCCAGGCGCCAACGCUGGUGGUCUGCUGGGCGCGGUGGACAACGACGAGGAGGACAAUCAACAGCCGCGUCUCUUGCGCUUCAUUGGGGCCGGUUUUCGCAUGGUUUUGAUGAUGAGCGUUCUGUAUUCUCUAUGCACACCGGUCCGCUUCACUAUCCUGCUGGUUGUUGCUGCCGUUAUUAACCUCUACCAGGCCGGCUUCUUCAACUUGCGCCGUGCUGCACAUCGCAGGCCGCAAGCUGCUGAUCCAGAUGUCAUUGAAGCACUGGCCGACUUCCGCAGGCGUGCUCAAAACCAGGGGCGUGGAAAUCAGGAUGCUGCUGCUGCUGCUGCUGCCGCUGCUGGUGGUGAUGCAGUCAAUGUAGAACAACCCAACAAUGAUGCCACUGGUGCUGCUGCUGCUGCUGGCAGUGGUAGUGGUAGUGGCCAAGGUGAUAGCAGUGAGGACAGUGACUCCAAUGAGGAGGCAGACGGCAGCAGUGGUGAAAGCAGUUCAGAGGAUGCCAGUGAUGCACCGCCUGUUGCACCACCGCGCCCGCAGCCGUCCACAACGCAGGUUGUUGUAGCGGCUUGCAAAGCGUUUGUAACCUCACUGUAUCUUGAUCCCGAUGUUGCUGCCAAUUAAAUCUGGGGAACAUUUGUUUGUGCAAUAUUCACAUUCUCUCCAUGGUAACGUCUGUUGCUUCAAUUUGCUUUGCUGAGUGUCUCGUUGUUAUAGUGAUUUCACACAUCCUGUAUGAGUAGAUCACACUGUUUUCUACGGUUUGUAAUGCGGUUUUUUUUAUUAACCAAUUUUCAAAAUGUACAACUACCUCAUAAUAUCGCAUUUCUCCAAACCAGAUUCAUUUUUACGGCAAUUCCCCCAUGUUGUGUUUCCCCUUUCUCGUCCUGUGCGUCGUUUCGUGUUGUCUUACUAGCUUGCUGCUAUCCAGCUGAUGCACCACUUUAACUCUGUGCUUUCCUCUCCUGUCGUCGUUAGUGCGUCCACACACUGGCUGCACACCAUUAUUACACUGUACUCCAUUACUACACACUGGAAUAUGUUUUACACUUUCACAGCAUACAAACAAUAGAGCUAUUGGCUCGGCAAUAUUAUUAUUUUUUUACAGUAUUCAAAGAGUCUCCCGCGAAGGUGAGAGCUAAAUAUACUCGUACUUGAAGUAAACGCCAGAUAUGUUCAAAUGA
Molecule: messenger RNA, 2473 nt
Organism: Sycon ciliatum
Lineage: Eukaryota; Metazoa; Porifera; Calcarea; Leucosolenida; Sycettidae
Product: homocysteine-responsive endoplasmic reticulum-resident ubiquitin-like domain member 2 protein
Exons: 8
Coding region: 258-1913 (551 amino acids)
Biological process (GO): endoplasmic reticulum unfolded protein response
Molecular function (GO): protein binding
Source: RefSeq, a predicted model, not a curated record